Molecule: messenger RNA, 2311 nt
Organism: Coffea arabica (coffee)
Lineage: Eukaryota; Viridiplantae; Streptophyta; Magnoliopsida; Gentianales; Rubiaceae
Source: RefSeq, a predicted model, not a curated record
UGAAUGUUAAUUUCUUGAUGCUGAUCGGAGUCAAUGGUACCUUUCUUGCUGGAGAGGGCAGAGCACCACUCUGAUAAUCUAUCUAUUCAAAAAAAGAUGGCUUCCUUGAUCACUUUAUUCACCAAAUUUAAGUCUUAUCAUGCCUCCUUUGAUUGAGCUUUACCUCUUUUUCCGAUCUGUAAGAUCUGAAAUAUCUUCACUUUAUUUCAUUUUCUCCGGAGUCUCUGGUUGCACAUCUCCUUUUUCGAUAUCUGUAUAAACACAACAUAACAUAUUUGGGAAGAUUUAAUAUUUGUGAGGCAAAAAGAUAACUGAAAUGUAUCCAGGAACGCCCUUCCGGUCUCGAGCGCCACAAACCUCAUUCCCACACAUAGCACGCAACCGCCAAGCUGUCAGCUUUUUAUUGGCUGUUGAACUUUCUAACUGAUCUUUCAUUACAAUCUCCUCAAGCUCUCUCUCUGCUUCCAUCCCUCCGGCAAUGGGCUCUACAGCCACAACAGCAAUCUCCAGCGCCAAGUCCAUCAAUGCCCUUUCAACUUCAGCCAACAACACAAAAAUAACUAACUUAACUACCUCGACUCCAACUUGGUCUCAGACUAAAUCAAAAUUACCUGACUUUUAUGCCUCGAGCAGCUUUCUAAACCACUUAAAAUCCAAAAGUCCCCAGCUUAAGAACAAAAAUUCGAAACUUUUUCUUCUUCAUUGCUCCGCAAAGCCAAAUACUGACAGAAAAAAUGCAACAGAUGAUAAUUUGUCUCUUCGGUCCGGUUCAAAUUCAACAAUCCCAGAACAAGCAGCAGCAUCACCUACAAAUGAAGGGCUUUCAUCAUUUUCAAGGGGUUUGGUUUUUGAUUUGGGAUUGAAGGACUCGUGGGAUAGUGCUGAAAUUGGCUCCCCUGUUGUAAAAAGGUUCAUUGGUGAUGAGGAAGAGAGAUGGUACAUGUGGUACUGUGGAAGGUCAAAUGGGAAAGAUUCCAUUGGAUUGGCAGUUUCAAGUAAUGGGAUUCAUUGGGAAAGAGGUAACGGGCCUAUUAAAUCAAGUUCUGAUGUGGGGAUGGUCAUGAAUUGUAGUGAUGAUUGGUGGGCUUUUGAUACUCAAGGCAUUAGGCCUUCUGAGAUUGUCAUCAUGUCUAGUGCUAAGGUUAGAGUUAACAAUUCUCUUUAUUGGCUAUACUACACUGGCUUUAAUGAUGAAAAGAUUGAGCCUUUGGAUAAUUCUGUGGCGUUUAAGUUGAGUGAUCCGAAAAGGAUGUAUUAUAGGUCAUUGCCAGGUUUAGCAAUGAGUCAAGAUGGGAGGCAUUGGGCAAGAAUUGAGGGGGAGCAUCAUAGUGGAGCUCUAUUUGAUGUGGGGUCAGAUGGGGAGUGGGAUUCCCUGUUUAUUGCAUCUCCAAAAGUUGUUUAUCAUGGGGCUGGUGAUGUGAGGAUGUAUUACCAUUCUUUUGAUGCUGAAAAGGGACAUUUUGCAGUUGGGAUUGCCAGGUCAAGAGAUGGGAUCAAGUGGGUAAAACUGGGGAAGAUUAUGGGAGGAGGGGGAAAUGGUAUGUUUGAUGAACUAGGAGUAAUGAAUGCUCAUGUCGUUAAGAAUAGAAAAGAUGGGAAAUAUGUGAUGGCUUAUGAAGGUGUUGCUGCAGAUGGCAAGAGGAGUGUUGGAUUAGCUGUUUCUUCUGAUGGGCUGAAGGAGUGGAGGAAAUUUCAGGAUGGUCCUGCGCUAAAGCAAAGCGAAGAAGAUGGCUGGGAUUGGGAAGGGGUAGGAUCACCUUGUCUAGUUCAAAUGGACGGGGAUGCAGAUGAAUGGAGAUUGUACUAUAAAGGAACUGGCAAAGGGGGAAAGACGGGGAUUGGUUUAGCAGUGUCUGAAGGAAUUGAAUUUGCUAGUUUUCAGAGAUGGACAGGGUUUCACCUGUGACUUGUCAGGCAUUUUCUCCCCUGCUCUUCACCAUAUGAGGGGGUGAAAGAUGACCUUUGCCUUUGGUUCAAACAUGUACCUUACUUCAUUUGUAAAUCUGGUACUACAAGCUAAAGAGGAGCAGUCAGGCUCGUGGCAUCAGGUCCAAACUUACGCCUAUAGGCCUACAGAGGAUGGUAACCCAAAUCAGAUGAUGUUCGAAAUUGGUCCAAGCUCUGGCAAGUAGAACACGGCAGAAGCGAAUAACUUUUAUAGGCCAGACUUGUGAAUAAGUCACAUCUACCGCCGUAUUGAUUUUUAUUGGGCUUGCGAGGGGCCAAUUUUGGUUGUCAGAUAAACUCAUCAUCAUCCUGGCCCAGCCCUUGGAAAUGGCUCAAACUCAAAUCUAACAAUUUAGAUCUUCAA